AUGGGUAUUCUUACUGGUAGAGAUGAAGGUCUUAAAUUAAUACCACUGGCUGAUUUUGCAUUUAUUGGUCCACUAACAGAUUAUGCAAAAGGCAUGUCAACACGAUCUUUGCCACCAACGAAUCAUUAUACAUUAGAAUUUGAAAAAUUUGAUCAAAUACGUGGUAUGGCAAUUGAACACGACGAACCUCAUUUUCAUUAUAUGCAAACAGGCAGUGGUGGUCAGGUAACUGAUCCAAAAACUCAUAGAUUAGUACCAGCACCAGAACCAAAACGUCCAAGAAUCGGACAACUUUAUCUGGCAUUACUUGAUGAACCACAACAAAUUAAACAACUAGUCGAAAUCGUCGAAGAAGAUAUUGAAUCAUUACGGCAGAAAGGAGCUGAACCAAAAAAUCAUUAG
Messenger RNA from Rotaria socialis, 402 nucleotides. The record is from the annotation of a GenBank genome assembly. Lineage: Eukaryota; Metazoa; Rotifera; Eurotatoria; Philodinida; Philodinidae.